AUGGCAGACUACAUCGGUGACAAAAGUGAUGUAGAAGUACUGCGAGUGAAUGAAGAAGAAUCUGUUAAUCUGGAGACUGAAGUUACUGACAUAAAGAGAGAUGAUGUGAUAGAGUGGAAAUUUGGAGAUGAAGAAACUCCCAUAGCUCAAAUCAAUCCUUCCAAAAAUAUCUCCAGUACAUCUGAUAAAGGUCUAUUCAGAGAUAAACUGAAGCUGAAUCAUCAGACUGGAGAUCUCACCAUCAAAGACAUCAGACAGAAACACACUGGAGUUUAUAAACUGAAGAUCACCAGAGGAGGAAAAACAUCAUACAAGACAAUAUCUGUGUUUGUCAGAUGUGCGAGAGAAGAUUCAAAGAAGACGACAGGAAACGAUUUAGAGGAGAAGACAGAAAACGAUUCAGAGGAGACAGGAAACAAUUUUGAGGAGAAGACAGAAAUCAAUUUUGAGGAGAAGACAGAAAUCAAUUCAGAGGAGAAGACAGAAAACAAAUUAGAGCAGAAGACAGGAAAUGAUUCAGAGAAGACAACAGGAAAAAAUCACAGAAGCCAACAGGAAAAGAUUCACAGGACAGAAGACAACAGGAGAAGAUUCACAGGACAGAAGACAACAGGAGAAGAUUCACAGGACAGAAGACAACAGGAGAAGAUUAAAAGGUUUAAAUGAUGCUUGAUGAAUUUGACUGUCACCUGCAAUAGGCAGUCAACUUUUCAGCGUGAGCUUGAUUGACAUGCGACCUAACCAAUCAUAAUACUGAUAUUAUUGCCAUUCACAACCUUUAUCCAAAAGACAAACCACAGAGUAUAUUUAAACCUUAUGCACGCUACGCAAUUUUAAAUAGUUCUUCGGGAUUGUCUCUCAUCGCAGCACUGUAAACUGAUAUCAGGUCAUUAAUGCAAUGUCACACCGUGGAGUUUUUAUUCUGACAAUAAAAACUUUAUAGACUAACCUUGUAAAACCCUCGGUUGCAAUAUUACUACAUCAGUUUAAAAUCUAAUAAAGUAUACCUGUACAUGUUUUUUUUCUCUUUAAACCACAUUUACACAACUUAAAAAGUCCUAAUGUUUAACCCUGCAAUGAUUUCGAAUGGUAGACUUUGUAAAUAGGUUUGUUUUCCUGGCUGUGAUCUUUCAAAACCUGCAAACUUGCCUUGAAUAACAUAACCUUUUUUACUGGACUAAAUAAAUCAACAAUCAUGUAAGUAAAAUGCCUAAAAUAUUUUUUUCUGUGAUUAGUUAUGUGUUUAGAUCGUGCAGAUUUUAAGAUACAGCUGAUGUUUUGAUUAUAUAAGAUUUUGAACUUAUGACAAUGUUGCAACUUUA
Misgurnus anguillicaudatus (oriental weatherfish) is the source of this 1322-nucleotide messenger RNA. Lineage: Eukaryota; Metazoa; Chordata; Actinopteri; Cypriniformes; Cobitidae. The record is from RefSeq and is a predicted model, not a curated record.